AUGCUGACCAAGCAGCAGCAGGCUCUGGCUUUCGCGCAAAAUCCUUUGCCAGCUUCUGUGGGCAGGAAUCCAGAAGGAGUUUUGUGGGUGCUUGUUUGCGGGAUGCUUUGGGCCAUCUCCUCCGGUUGCUUUGCGAUAUCAGCACCGCAGUUUCGUAAGGGCUGUGCCUUGGAUGAGCUGGACAUCACCAAGAUCAAGGUGAACAUGGACAACGAGAAGUAUCUCCUUGCGCAUCCCGAGAUCCGCGACAUGCUCUCCGUUUUCGUCCACCAGGUCUUGGAAUACAAGCCUGACAACAUAUUGCGAUUCGCUGGCGACUUCUUCACGAGGGACGACCUCUACGCCUGCGUGAAGAAAAAGACCGAAGAA
Molecule: messenger RNA, 369 nt
Organism: Symbiodinium natans
Lineage: Eukaryota; Dinophyceae; Suessiales; Symbiodiniaceae
Source: the annotation of a GenBank genome assembly